AUGUAUUUGAACAACAGAAACAAUGCCAUCAACACAGAAAGGAGUAAGAAGAACCUAAAAGGGAAAACAUGGGCUCACUUGAAGACAACUCCACUUCAGGAAGACAUCCUCAACCAGAUGUCCCCAAAUGUGGGAAAAAAGAUGGGGAAAAAGUUGGAGACAAAGAAGAACAUGACAGAGGAGCAGGAAGUCAUGCAGCACACUCCGUUUGGGAAGGCCUUUUACGAUCUUACCCAUUCAGAGAGGGUGAUGGAUGAUCUGACUUGUGGACGGCGGGUGGGGCUUUACGAGCUAAGAGGCGAGAUUGGCUCUGGAAAUUUCUCCCAUGUUAGAUUGGGGAUACAUGACCUGACCAAAGAAAGAGUGGCUGUAAAAAUCCUGGAUAAGGUGCGUCUGGACAAGCGAUCUCAAUCGCUUUUUGCCUCCGAAAUCUCUUGCAUGGAGAAGCUGGCUCACCCCAACAUAGUGCGCCUGUAUGAGGUGGUGGAGACGUUCAAGAGGCUCUACCUGGUGAUGGAGUAUGCCAGCGGAGGAGAGCUGUUCUCCCGUAUCAGCACCAGGGGGCGCCUGUCUGACCUGGAGAGCAAGCUUGUGUUCUCCCAGGUCCUGUCUGCAGUCAAACAUAUGCAUGAUAAUAAUAUUGUGCACAGGGACCUGAAGGCUGAAAACAUCUUCUACACCAACACCUACUGCAUUAAAGUGGGUGACUUUGGUUUCAGCACGUCUUGCUGCCCCAUUGAUGUCCUUCACACAUUUUGUGGCUCUCCGCCAUAUGCAGCCCCUGAGCUAUUCAAAGAGAAAGGUUACAAUGGUCAGUACGCUGAUAUGUGGGCACUGGGUAUCUUGCUCUACUUCAUGGUGAGUGCCACUAUGCCAUUUAAAGCUACUAACACAGGCAAGCUUAGGGGCUGUAUCCUGCAGGGCUCCUAUGCCAUUCCCCCCUAUGUACCCAGAUCAUGCCAGGAGAUCAUUAAGGGCCUCCUGAGGCCGGUUCCUGUGGAUCGCCUCCCUAUAGCACAGAUCAUGAACUGCGACUGGAUGAGAGGCAUUGAAUACCCCCAGGCUUACCCAGCUUGUAGCCCUACACCCUGCCACCUGGUCGAGCCUUCCCACAUCCUCAGCUCAGAAGAACUGAGUGUGAAGGCAGCACUGGAGGACCUUGGCAUCACCAAGGUCCAUCUCCUCAACAAUGACUUGGACUUGAGAAGCCCUGUUACUGGUGCUUACCGGAUUUUGCUACACCGCAUUCAAAAGAGGAGGUCUGUGGAAGCUGUGGGCUAUAGCCAGAUGUGCACCAAACAGUCCCAGAACAGACUUACAUGGAGUGCAGGCUCAGAUGGCCAGCUAAACAAACGCCGCUCUGUGGUCUGUAUCAUCAUGUAA
Morone saxatilis (striped sea-bass) is the source of this 1383-nucleotide messenger RNA. Its product is annotated as serine/threonine-protein kinase NIM1-like. The record is from RefSeq and is a predicted model, not a curated record. NCBI's taxonomy places the organism in Eukaryota, Metazoa, Chordata, Actinopteri, Moronidae. The transcript has 4 exons. Gene Ontology annotation, cellular component: cytoplasm. Gene Ontology annotation, molecular function: tau-protein kinase activity; protein serine/threonine kinase activity; ATP binding. Gene Ontology annotation, biological process: protein phosphorylation; microtubule cytoskeleton organization; intracellular signal transduction. The coding region runs from base 1 to 1383 and encodes 460 amino acids.